AUGGCUACGGUCGGCUGCCAAGCUGCCCCUGUGGCGGCCGAGCAGCCUCGGCAGGCGGGAGGGGCCGCGGCUUCUCUCUGGCCUGCGCGCCGCGCCCGCCAGUGCGCUGCGCGCAGUGCUGCCCAAGGGAAGCUGGCGGCUGCCUUGGCGAGAGUCGCCACGCUCGAGGCCGAGCUCGCCGACUGCCGCGCGGUGCGCGGGGAGGCGGCGGCGCAGGCCGUGCGGAUCGCGGCUCUUCCGCUCGGCAGCCAACAGGUCCCCGACGACGUCCUGGUCCAGGAGCUCGCGACGCGGCUGGCCCUGGCCGUGCCUGUGCUGAUGGACAUGCUCGCCGACCGCCGCGCAGCUGCAGUUGGCGCCGCUGUCCCUCGCGUUGCCCCCGCCGCGCCUCCCCCCCUCGGCGCGGACGUCAGCGACGAGCUUACAUCGUCGCUCACUGUUGAUGGGGCCGCUUCCUCGGGAGCAUGCAGGCGCGCUUCGCCGCUGGCCACCGCCAGGCGGAAUGCUGGCAUGCAUUGCGCUUCGAGGAGGGGCGCAUCAAUUGCGAAGAUGAGGUUGACAUCGCUCAACCGACUGCAGCGUAGCGGUCCAGGUUGUCGACCUCGGCAAGGACGCGAUGCUGGUGGUCGCGGUCGUGCUGCUCUUCCUCAGCUUCGCCCUGCAGGUGCAGCGGUUCCACGUCGCCGCGUGCCUGCCCAGCGCUCGGCGGCCGAGGGAGUGGAGACGGGCUGGUGUGUGGCUCGCAGGCGCGGGCGCAGCCUGCCCGCUGGCGCGUCCUUCGUGCUCGCCGAGCUCGUGCGCAGAGCGGGUCAUCCCACUGCGGCCCCGCUGGCUUCUGGGCCGCUUUGGUGGCACGCUGGCGUCGAGGGAUUGGAUGACUCGGCCUUGGCAAGGCCUGAGAGCAGCGGCGGCUUCGGCGAGCACCCUGCCCCUCGGCCUUCUGAAGGUGGUGCUGUUCAUCCUCAUCGCCUCCCUGAUCCUGGUGCGGCGUGA
Prorocentrum cordatum is the source of this 993-nucleotide messenger RNA. Lineage: Eukaryota; Dinophyceae; Prorocentrales; Prorocentraceae. The record is from the annotation of a GenBank genome assembly.